Messenger RNA from Acanthosepion pharaonis, 843 nucleotides. Lineage: Eukaryota; Metazoa; Mollusca; Cephalopoda; Sepiida; Sepiidae. The record is from the annotation of a GenBank genome assembly.
AUGUUUUCAUUUUUUUUCCCAGAUUUUUGUUUCUCAGCUUUUCGUUUCUUCAUCGCCGAGUUCAUUUUUUCGACUUGUUUUCUUCUUUUCCUUCUUUUUAUUCUAUUGUUUCCCUGCUUUUUAUUUCUUCUGAGAUUAUUCGAACGCGUUUUCUGUAUUCUCUUCUGUCUUUUCUCCUUCAAAUUUUCCUUCUUUCGUUCGAUGUUUCAUUCAUUAUUUCUUUCUUUCGGUCAAAGCUUUUUUUUCUUUCGGUUUUUUUAUACACUAGUUUCUUCAACACUCCGUCUAUUCCUUCCUUCCUUCAUUCCUACCUUCCUUCCUUCCUUCCUUCCUUCCUUCCUGCCUGCCUUCCUUCCUGCCUGCAUUCCUCCCAUCCUUCCAUCCUUCUUUCUUUCUUUCCUUCCUUCCUUCCUUCUUUCCUUCCUUCCUUCCUUCCUUCCUUCCUUCCUUCCUUCCUUCCUUCCUUCCUUCUUUUCUUCCUUCCUUCUUCCCUUCCUUCUCCCCUUUCUUUCUUUCUUCCUUCUUCCCUUCCUUCCUUCCUUCCUUCCACCUUCCAUUCUUCCUUCCUUCCCCCUUUCUUUCUUUCUUUCUUUCUUUCUUUCUUUCUUUCUUUCUUUCCCUUCCUUCCUUCCUUCUUCCCUUCCUUCCUUCCACCUUCCUUUCUUCGUUCCUUCCUUCCUUCUUCCCUUCCUUCCUUCCUUCCUUCUUCCAUUCCUUCCCCACUUCCUUUUUUUCUUUCUUAAUUCUUCCUUCCUUCCUUCCUUCCUUCCUUCCUUCCUUCCUUCCUUCCUUCCUUCCUUCCUUCCUCCCUCCCUCUCUUCCUUCCUUCCUUUCUAUUUCUGA